GGACUUAGGGGGCUCUAGGCUUGGCGACUGACAAAUUCUCCCUUUCCCCGGGCAGACUUCGGACUGAAAAACUGGCUCCGAACGCAACCGAACCCGGUGCCAGGCGACGCCGGGUCACGUGGCUGACGGCCCCAUGACGUGCAGGUUGCGGGGCGUCACGGUGACGUUCGGGCGAUAGGCCAAGUGGCCCCACUACCUGCGUCCACUGUGCAGCCGUGGAACUGUCAUGGACCUGGGACCGAUGCGCAAGAGUUACCGCGGGGACCGAGAGGCAUUUGAGGAAGCGCAUCUGACCUCUCUGGACCCGGUGAAGCAGUUCGCUGCCUGGUUCGAAGAGGCCGUUCAGUGUCCUGACAUAGGGGAAGCCAAUGCCAUGUGUCUGGCUACCUGUACCAGAGAUGGGAAGCCCUCUGCCCGCAUGGUGCUGCUGAAGGGUUUUGGCAAGGAUGGCUUCCGCUUCUUCACUAAUUCCGAGAGCCGCAAGGGAAAAGAGCUGGACUCUAAUCCCUUCGCUUCUCUUGUCUUCUACUGGGAGCCCCUAAACCGUCAGGUCCGUGUGGAGGGCCCUGUGAAGAAGCUGCCAGAGGAGGAGGCCACAAGCUACUUCCGCUCCCGCCCCAAGAGCAGCCAGAUUGGGGCUGUGGUCAGUCAGCAGAGUUCCGUGAUCCCUGAUCGGGAGUACCUGAGAAAGAAGAAUGAGGAGCUGGAGAAACUCUACCAGGAACAAGAGGUGCCAAAGCCCGAAUACUGGGGUGGCUACGUCCUGGACCCACAGGUGAUAGAAUUCUGGCAAGGCCAAACCAACCGCCUGCACGACCGGAUUGUCUUUCGGCGGAGCCUCCCAGUAGAAGACUCCUCCUUGGGGCCCAUGACCCAUCGCGGGGAGGCAGGCUGGCUCUACGAGAGGCUCGCUCCCUGACAGCCGGGCUGCGGCGCCCGCUGGAGCUGGGACGGGUGCUGAGAGACGGUAGGGGGUUGGGGCCCGGCCCUUCUUUUUUUUAAAACAGCUGCAUUUUUUUUUUUUAAUCUUUAGAGGGAAAGGGAAGGAGAUAGGGAGAGAAAUAUCAAUGUAUGGUUGCCUCUCGUGCAUCCCCUGCUGGGAACUGGCCUGCAACCCAGGCAUGUGCCCUGACUGGGAAUCGAACCGCAGUUGUCUGGUUCGCAGGCCCAUGCUCAAUCCACUGAGCUACACCAGCCAGCAGGCCCUUCUAAAGCCAACAUAUUUCCUUCCCACUCCUUGUCUUUGGGGGUCUUCAGAGUUUAUCCUUCAAGCACUCUGUACCUACUUGGCUCCUAAUAAGCUGUCUGAUGGAGUGUGACGGAGGCAUAAUAGAGAAUCACAAAUGGAAAGUAACCCCACAAUUAUUUUCUUGAUUCUAACAGUCACUAUUGGGAUAGCUCUCUCUAGAGCAGGGGUGCCCGACUGUUUGGCAUCUCUGGGCCACACUGGAAGAGGAAGAGUUGUCUUGGGCCACACGUUAAAUACACGUGAUCACAAAAAAAAUCUCACAGUGUUUUAAGUAAAUGUACGAUGUGUUGGGCCGCAUUCGCAGCUGUCCUGGGCUGCCUGCUGCCCGUGGACCGCAGUGUGGACGCCCCUGCUAGAGGGAGCAGCUGACGUGACUCCCUCUUCUGGUGACAGGGUGGGUCCCCAGCAGCCCCGUCUUAGCACUGUGACUGGUCCUACCGACCGAAGCUGACUGGUGCCGGCAUAAGCACCUGAGCCAAUCUAGCCCGUCAGUUUUUCUUGUCAACUAUUUGAUAGUUGAAGUGGAGUGACCCAGAGCAUGACGCGUCAUUGUUGGCAGGUCAUUAAUGGCAGCCAAGAAGCACUGGGCUCUGGCCGCUGCUCUCGCAAUUCCCUCGGCGGCCCUGGGUCCCUCCUGCCCCCUCCUGGGCUGUGCAGUUCCUCCGCCUGCCUCGAACACUCACUGUCUCUAAGACGAACUUUUUUUUUUGUUUACAUAAAAUAGCUGGAUCAAUUUCUGUUGAUUGCAAAUAAAAGAACCUUAACUUA
Molecule: messenger RNA, 2017 nt
Organism: Artibeus jamaicensis (Jamaican fruit-eating bat)
Lineage: Eukaryota; Metazoa; Chordata; Mammalia; Chiroptera; Phyllostomidae
Gene: PNPO
Product: pyridoxamine 5'-phosphate oxidase
Exons: 7
Coding region: 227-919 (230 amino acids)
Biological process (GO): pyridoxal 5'-phosphate biosynthetic process; pyridoxine biosynthetic process
Molecular function (GO): pyridoxamine phosphate oxidase activity; FMN binding
Source: RefSeq, a predicted model, not a curated record